AUGGGUUCUGAUUCAGUGAUUGAUAAAGCGAUUGAGUUGGGUACUACUUAUUUUAAGAGUGGUAGUUAUGAGAAGGCCAAAGAUUUGUUUAAGAAAGCUAUUAAGUUAGGAUAUAGUUAUAAUAAGGAUGAUUUAGUGGAGUUGAGGGAGUCUAUGGGAUUAUCCGGGGGUUCUUUGCAUAAUAGUGAUAAAAUUUAUCAUCCUAAACUUGUUAAGCUUUAUGAUAAUUUGAGUGCUACUUAUGAAAAAUUGCAAGAGUUGGAUAAAGCUUAUGAAUCAUCUUCAAGGAUGAUUCAUAUUGAGCCAUAUAAUAUGAAAGGUUAUAUUAGGAUGGGGAAGGUAUUGCAACGACAAGGGAAGGACCCGGAAGCUUAUAAAUGUUAUAAAAAGGGACUGUUGAUGUCAAGGGAAAUGCUACAGAAAUUUGACAUUGUAGUACCUGAAAAAUUUAGAGAUAUUAUAAAACAACAAAGAGAUAUCGUUAAAAAAAGAAUAAAUAAUCAAUCUUUACCAAACAGUGACACUAGUCAAAAGAGACAACUCAUUGAUCCGGUAGAAGAAAGGAAACAGCUAUCGAAAAGACUUAAAUUGAAAUCUUCAAGCGAGAGUGAUUUAACUGUAAUUGAGAUUGAAGAUAAAGAAGACUCUGAUUAUAUAACUGUGGAUUUUAUUUCAGAGUUACCUUCUGAAGUUAUUCCUUUUAUUUUUUCAACGUUUUCCACUAAGGAGAUUAUAAAAUUUACUGAAGUCUCAAAAUCUUGGAAUUUAAAAAUACUAUCAAAUCCAGAAAUUUUUCAAAAGUUAUUCCUGACAUCUGGAACAUCCAGUAAAAUAUCAAAAUUUCUGAGAUUUAUAUGUAAAUUAAAAUCAUUCCACCCAACUAAAAAAAAUUCAUUUCACUUUGAUCUAUUAAGGUUCUCCUCUCAGACUGCCUCCGAAGAAGUGAAAUCCUUAACAGCUUUAUUACAAAAUAAAAAUCCAAUUACAUGCACGAGUCUUAUUUUGACCAUCCCAAAUUCCACUACAGGUCAGCUAUAUAAUCAAUUAUCAAAAAAUAGUCAACUUUGUCAUAAUCUCAAAGAACUGUCAUUGGUUAUAUCACAUAGGAUGGAUAAGAAAUAUGAAGAAGAAAUUGUCAUAUUAUGCAAGAAUUUGAAAAGAGUUGAAUUUAUUGUAGCUAAUUCUGUAGUGCCAGUUAGUCGACCUUUAGAUCUGAAUAUGACUUCACUUAUGGUAGAUGGCGUUUGUGAUAAUUUACAGACUUUAAAGUUAAUUUGUGAUCAGAAUAAAGUAACUACGUUUCCACUGUUUUCAUUAUUCUACAACGCAAUACCAAAAAAUAUGGUUAAAUUGUGUAUAACGGGUGUGACUUUGGAAGACACACCCAACCAAUUUUCUUGGCUAACCUCCUUUGACAGUCUUCAAGAGAUAUGGUUUGAAAAUAAUAAGAAUAGUAAGCUACUAUGUUUUUUGGAUGUAUUCAAUUCGAUACAGUUUUCAGGGAAUUUAAAAAAAUUGACAUUCAGAGACUGUACAAUGAGUGAGAUGACCCAUAUAACUAAUGUGAGGGAAAACUAUUAUUCAAAUUUUAGAAAUAUCGUAGAUUUAGAUCUUAUGGGAACGUCGAUAUCAGGAGCUGGUCUAUUAGACAUAAUAUCAACCAUUGAAAUAGGUUCCUUGAAAAGAUUAAAUAUUGGCAACUGUCCCUAUAUCAGAUUUGGAAGGGAUUCAUUGUUAACAAAUCCAUCUAUUUUAUCAGUACCGCAUUGCUCCCUAUUAUUAUCUGGAUUAGAAGAAUUAAAGCUUCCAAAUAUGGGCUCAUUUGAUGAUAAUUCUUUUCAACUUUUAAUUGAUAACCUCAUAUAUCUUGAAAAGCUAUCUAGAUGUGACUUUUCUUUUAAUCCAGUUCUUACAGGAGUUUCUCUUUAUGAAUUUGUUAAAACCUUGAAAUCAUUUAGAGAAGUACCUCUGGAGCAAUUAAAGAUCAAUGGAUGUCCUUCAAUAUCUCAUAUCACAGUUGGAUCAUUAAAAUUACAGAAUUUAGUUGAAAACAUUGAAUGCGUUUACGAAAUGGAAUCUUGGACAAAAUUUGGCAUUAAUUCUUAUAAAUAUAAAUCAUAA
Vanderwaltozyma polyspora DSM 70294 is the source of this 2121-nucleotide messenger RNA. It is a transcript of the gene DIA2, whose product is annotated as DNA-binding SCF ubiquitin ligase subunit DIA2. Gene Ontology annotation, molecular function: Hsp90 protein binding. Bases 1 to 2121 code for a protein of 706 amino acids. Lineage: Eukaryota; Fungi; Ascomycota; Saccharomycetes; Saccharomycetales; Saccharomycetaceae. The record is from RefSeq and is a predicted model, not a curated record. The transcript has a single exon.